Messenger RNA from Drosophila novamexicana, 801 nucleotides. RefSeq names its product GTP-binding nuclear protein Ran-like. The coding region runs from base 88 to 702 and encodes 204 amino acids. Lineage: Eukaryota; Metazoa; Arthropoda; Insecta; Diptera; Drosophilidae. Gene Ontology annotation, biological process: protein import into nucleus; ribosomal subunit export from nucleus. Gene Ontology annotation, molecular function: GTP binding; GTPase activity. The record is from RefSeq and is a predicted model, not a curated record. The transcript has a single exon. Gene Ontology annotation, cellular component: nucleus; cytoplasm.
UCAUAAUAUACAGUACGCUGUAUAUAAGCCUAACAUAUUUGUAAGUCAGUCUCCGGCAAUAUAUUUUCUAUAUAGUCUCUGCGAAAUAUGGCUGGCAACGUGCCCUGCUUUUAUUGCGCCCUGGUCGGCGAUCGCGGCACCGGAAAGACGAGCUUCACUUUGCGCCACCAGACGGGCGAAUUUGUCAAGAAAUAUCGGCCAAGUUUAGUUUAUAGCAAUUGCCUGCUCGAAUUCCAUACAACCAAGGGCGAUAUUCAGUUCAGUGUCUGGAACACGGUGCAACUGAACGAUUUGUACUUUCUGAAUGUCCAGUGUGCGAUUAUUAUGGCCGAGGCGAAUGCCAGUAAAUCAUUUAUCCGUGUGCCCAGCUAUCAGAGUGAGCUGCGGGCACACUUUGGCGACAUUCCAAUUGCGCUCUGCGGCAAUAAGAUGGAUCUGGGCACGCGCGCCUCGAAGUCAUAUCAGCUGUACUUGCCGAAUGCCGAUACGUUUGAGUAUUUUGAUAUAUCUGUCAAGAAGACGCUCAACUGUGAGCUGCCAUUCCUAUGGCUGAGCCGUCAACUGCUGGGCAAUGCCGAGCUGCAGUUUGUUGCCAAGCCGGCGCGUUUUCCACCAGACCUACCCAAACGUCACUGGGAGAAGAUAUUUCUGGAGAACGAGUUUAUCAACCAGGUGCCACCCAUUGCGGAUGACGAGUGGUAAUCCUUUGCAGGUUCCUCGAUUCCUCGAUUCACGAACUUCAACAUAUAUGCAUACAUAUCUAUUUUUUUAGUUAAGCAAUACACUUCCAUUCAACAUCUA